AUGGCUCCGAUCAAAGUUGGCAUUAAUGGUUUCGGUCGUAUAGGCCGCAUUGUCUUCCGAAACGCUGCUCAAAGCUGUGACAUCGAAGUUGUUGCUGUCAAUGACCCCUUCAUUGAACCAGAAUAUGCCGCGUACAUGCUGAAGUAUGAUUCAACUCAUGGUCAGUUUAAUGGAGACAUACAAGCAGUCGAGGACGGACUAGUUGUCAACUCCAAGAACGUCAAGUUCUACAACAAAAGGAACCCUGAAGAGAUACCAUGGGCCGACACAGGAGCUCAGUAUAUCGUAGAGUCAACUGGUGUCUUUACAACAACCGAAAAGGCUAAGGCACACUUGAAAGGAGGUGCUAAAAGGGUUGUCAUUUCGGCUCCCUCUGCUGACGCACCCAUGUUUGUCAUGGGUGUCAACCACAAGUCGUACACAACUGAUCUUGAGGUGAUUUCAAACGCUUCGUGCACAACUAACUGUCUUGCUCCAUUGGCAAAGGUUAUCAAUGAUAAAUUUACUAUUGUAGAGGGUCUUAUGACUACCAUUCACUCCUACACUGCCACGCAGAAAACUGUUGACGGCCCUUCUGCUAAAGACUGGCGUGGUGGUCGUACUGCAGCCCAGAACAUUAUUCCUAGCAGCACAGGUGCCGCAAAAGCUGUUGGCAAGGUUAUCCCUGAGCUUAACGGGAAAUUAACAGGAAUGGCAAUGCGUGUGCCCACUGCUAAUGUGUCUGUCGUUGACUUGACAUGUCGUAUCGAGAAGAGCGCUACCUAUGAUGAAAUUAAAAAGGCUGUGAAGAUUGCCGCCGGAAAUGAACUACAAGGCAUCCUUUCGUACACCGAAGAUGAAAUUGUCUCUACGGAUUUAAUCGGCAACAACCACUCAUCUAUAUUUGACGCCAAGGCCGGAAUAUCACUCAACGACAACUUUGUUAAGCUUGUUGCAUGGUACGAUAACGAGUGGGCUUACUCUCGCCGAGUGUUAGAUCUAAUCACCUAUAUCGCUAAAAUUGAUGACUCCAAUUAG
Blumeria graminis f. sp. triticale is the source of this 1017-nucleotide messenger RNA. NCBI's taxonomy places the organism in Eukaryota, Fungi, Ascomycota, Leotiomycetes, Helotiales, Erysiphaceae. The record is from the annotation of a GenBank genome assembly.